AUGGCACAGGAUUCCUCAGUUUUGUCUCAAGUGGAAGGGAUGCUUGCAAAAUUGGCCUCCCCUCAGCUAAAAAGUUUUGGAUCAGUAUGGAAAGUUGAGAAAGAACUUGGGACACUCUCCGAAACACUGAAGAGAAUUCAAGGAACGCUUAGUCUAGUGGAGAGGGCACCCAGACAGGACCGAUUGGUGAAAACUUACCUGGUAAAUCUCAGAGAAGCGGCCUCCCGUGCCGAUGCAACAUUGGAGGAGUUCAUCAAAGAAAGAGAAAGAAGUAAUAUGAAGAAGCCGGUACGUGAAUUCUUAUUCUUUUCUUUAACCGAAGAAGAACUGUUACGCCGAAAUCAGAUCGGGCCUUUUAUAGAUAAAAUUAACAACAGUCUGGUUGAGAUUGACAAGAGUCUUGAACCCCAUCGUUCCAUGGGAAAUGAUCAUCGAAGCAGCAGGCAAAUUGAAAGGCGUUUGCGAACAGCGCCGGUCAAAAGCACAAGAUUGCCGAGUAGCUCUGCAGUCGAUGAGUCUUGUGUUUUCGGUAGAAGAAAAGAUGCAAAUAGCAUAAUAGAGUAUCUAGUGUCAGAUCAUUAUAAUCGAAGAGAAAUUCCUGUGAUUUCCAUAAUUGGUGAGGAGGGAAUUGGAAAGACAACGCUUGCACAGCUCGUCUACAACGACCCAGCCGUAGAGAAACAUUUUGACAUAAGAGCUUGGGUUUGUGUUUCUGGGGAUUUCUCGGUCGAAAGGUUAACCAGAACGAUCCUGGAGUGUGCAACUACUAAACCUUGUAGACUCAGUAACCUAGACCCAGUUCAGCGUGAGCUUCAAAAUAUACUAAGAGGGAAGAAUUUUUUGCUUGUAUUAGAUGAUGUAUGCAAUUGCAAUCGAAAUGGCUGGGAUGCUCUACGAGCCACAUUUUCUGUUGCAGACGCAGGAAGCAGAAUUGUAGUAACUACUCAGAAUCAAAGUAUUACAUCCAUCAUGAGUCCUAUCUUUACUCAUCCUUUGACAGAUUUGGAGGAGGAAGAUUGUUGGUUUUUGCUCAAGAAACGGGCAUUUGGUGAUGACGAUGGUGAAAUAAAUCCAAGGUUAGAAAGAAUUGGUUUGGAAAUUGUGAAAAAAUCUAACAAGUUGCCUUCGACAUUAACUGCUCUUGGAAAUUACUUGUAUGCCAAAGAAGAUGAGAGUAUUUGGGAAAUGAUCUUGGACAGUGACAUAGAUAACUUUGGAGAAGAACAAUUUAACUUUUAG
Molecule: messenger RNA, 1239 nt
Organism: Nelumbo nucifera (sacred lotus)
Lineage: Eukaryota; Viridiplantae; Streptophyta; Magnoliopsida; Proteales; Nelumbonaceae
Product: putative disease resistance protein RGA3
Molecular function (GO): ADP binding
Source: RefSeq, a predicted model, not a curated record